AAUUUGCACCGAAAAUAAAUAUCUUAUAAAAUUUCAAGAUGAGGGAGUCAGCUCAUGACAUCAGUAUGGAUACGUGGAAACAGUGGAUACUUGAGGCAAUAUCGAAGAUUCGAUCUCAAAAACAAAGACCGAGCGUUCAAAGAAUUUGCCAGGCUAUUGGCACUCAUCACAAAUUUCACGAGGACAUCGUCGCUGAAAAGUUGGAGAAAGCUGUUGAGUCUGGCGCAGUUAUAAAAGUAUACAAUAAAGGAUUGCAUUCGUAUAAGGCUCCAAUGGCGAAAAGGCGAAUUAAGGUUGAUAAAAGUACAAACCUUUACAAAGUGGUAGCGAAAGCCGUUAAUGAUUUGGGCGAAUGCGAAGGGUCUACCAUCAAGAAUAUAGAAAACUAUAUACAAAAGUUUAACUGCAUUGACCUAUCGCCUAAUGUUGAUUUCAAAGCUAUCAUUAAAUUGUCAAUUAAAAAGGCAGUUGAUACUGGAUUCCUAGUACAGGAGGGAAAGCUAUAUAAAAAGGGUAAAUCGUUAACAACACCACGAAAAUCUGUUGUCGAAGCAGAUGUACUUAUAAAAGGAGAAGAAACCUGCACACAUUGCUCGGGCAAUUCACAAAAGAAUCUAAAUGGCAUUCCAGAACCCUUGAGUUCCUGCAAACAAUGUGGCAUAUCAUUGCAUACAACGUGUGCAAAUAUCGCAGGCAGAUGCAAAUCCCAAUCGUAUGUCCUACUCUAUAUGCUUGUUACGAAGGGAACUCUCUGGAAUUGUCAGAAAUGCGCAGACUGUGUUGUCUGCAAAAUACAUAAUCGUGGUCCAUGUUUGCUACAGUGUUUUGCAUGCAAAAAUCAUUUUCACCUGACGUGCCUCGAUACGAUACCAGAUAAAAAGCCAAAGCACCCAUAUCGAUGCAAGGCUUGCUUAAACAUUGAUCAUCCCAAAUCGUUAAGGAGAGACACAGGCAAUAUCAAAUUAGAGCUUGUUGGAAAUGAUAAAAUUGUCCAAUAUUCAAAUACGGCGCAAAAGCCAUAUAACAAUUGUAAGCGACAGAUGAUCAAAAGUGAGGGAUUUAUUGAAAAUCCGUCGACGUCUCAACAUUGCAUUAGUGGUGUUGCCGGCAAUAAUCGACAAAAGAAAAAGAAUGCCGUCGUUAUGAAUAAAUUUACUACGCCAAUAAAGCAGAAGAAAAUCUAUCGUGACAACAUUGUUAAUCAACUAAAUCGCAAGCGGAAUUAUUCGGAUUUAUCAUCGUCAACUUCAUCGAGCGACAGUGAUGACGAAGAGGAAGAUGAUGAUAAGAAUGCGGGAUGCGAAGAUCAGGAUGAUAGUACAUCAUCCGACUCGUGUACUUCUUCAAGCUCCGAGUCCGAUUCAAGCACUAGCUCGAGCGAUAGCUCUGAAUGCGAUGACGAUAACGAUGAGGAGGACUAUGACACAGAUCGAAGUACAUUGAAAGAAAAUAUAUUUGAAAACGAGAAGAAACUCGAAUUUCGAUCCUCGCCAAAUGACAAUGAGAGCCUAAUGGAUGUUACUUCGGAUAAUUGGGGUUUUGCUGCCGUUGCAAAAAACCCUGUCGACAACAAAUAUAAAAAUAAUUUCAAAGCCAUGAGCUAUACGAAAAAAAUGUCGGACAUUUAUCAACUAUCACCAAAUGUGGAAGCCAAUAAACCCAACAAAUAUGCAACUGAUAAAUCGGACAAUAUGGCCGCAAAGUCCACAUUGCCUUCGUCGCGAAACAAUUCCAUUUUGGGUAAAAAGAGGACGAUCAUUUUAAAAUCUAUGCCACUUGAAUCUACUAAAUCAUACGUAAAACAUGAUGAUGAUAUUCCAUAUCUAACUAAGGAAACUGUUUUAAAAUGUCAAAUGAUUAAUGAAAUAGAAGAAUUUCCAGAGCCAAGGCAGCAGACUCUAGAUGCAAAACUAUCUGCCAGAGCUGAAAUUGAAGGCAUUGAUGGACAAUCAAUGGACAAUGACAAGGACCGCAGUGUUAGUCUUAUAAGCCGAAGCAAGCCAUUUGAAAAUCAACAUUUACCGCCGGGCGUUAAUUCUUUUGACGUUGAACUGUAUCAAGAAGUACUGCAAAAAGCUGUCAUUAAAGUCUAUAACAAUCCACCCGAAAUGGCAACUGAGAAAAACCACUCACUGAUCCAUUGUGGACAAAGUCCAAAAUCCAUUGAAAUAGGAAAAUGGAAUAUUGACACAUGGUACUCCAGCCCAUUUCCACAGGAGUACGCGAGGCUAUUAAAACUUUUCUUAUGCGAAUUCUGCCUGAAGUACACGAAAAGUCGAUCAGUAUUGGAUAGACAUCAAAAUAAAUGUAUUUGGAAACAACCGCCUGGAACUGAAAUAUUUCGGCAGGGCGAUAUAUCUGUUUUCGAAGUGGAUGGAAAUGUUAAUAAGAUCUAUUGCCAAAAUCUAUGCCUGCUUGCAAAGUUUUUUCUAGAUCACAAAACUCUGUACUACGAUGUGGAACCUUUUCUAUUUUAUAUAUUAACCAAAAAUGAUCAAGUCGGAUGUCAUCUCGUUGGAUAUUUUUCGAAAGAGAAGCACUGCUCUCAAAAGUAUAAUGUCUCAUGCAUUCUGACUCUACCCCAAUAUCAAAGACAAGGAUAUGGCCGAUUUUUGAUCGACUUCAGCUAUUUGCUAAGUCGCGAAGAAGGCCAAUUGGGAACGCCAGAGAAGCCACUUUCGGAUCUUGGACGUCUAUCAUACUUUUCAUACUGGAAAUCGGUUGUUUUAGAGUAUUUGUACAAGUACAGGAAUAAAAAGACGACAACGUUUAAGGAUAUUGCCAUAAAAACCGGUUUGGCUGUUUCUGACAUUGCAUUAGCAUUUGAGCUACUAAAUUUCAUCAAAUUGAGAAAAAAUGAUGGUGACAUUCGAUUCCAAAUCACGGUAAAAAUCGAUUGGAAAAAGGUUUUAUUGCACCAUAAUAAGCGAAGUCAAAGUAAGACUCGAAUUGUAAUUGAAGCCGAUUGCCUGAGAUGGAGUCCCUUGAUGUCGAUUUCCAGAUCACCCAAUAAUAAUAUACGACCAAUUUCAAAUCGUGAAUAUUUGAGUACUCAGCUUAUUGAAAAUUCUGAUAGCAAGGAUAUUUUGUAUGAGAACAAAAUUGAGAAAAUCAUCGAACCUCAACUAAAUUCCACCAUUGAGCUUUUCAAAGAUACAAAUAAAGAUUGCACGAAGACGACAAAGUCAACUUCUCAGAAUAUCGAUAAGGAUGCAAGUUACUCUAAAAAGAAUGCAUACAAUAGCACUGUGGAAUCAACGCACUCAACGCCAAUGCUCAAUGAUGCAAAACGUUCGAAACGUCCAUUUGAAGAUUUAAUUGAAAAUUCCGAUUCCUCUGAUAGUAAAUAUUCGAAGAAAUCGUUAGAGUCUGCGGAAUACAAUAUUUUAACCAAACGAGCACUGCGUCUGGCUAAGCGCAAAGAUGUUAUUCCACAUACCAACAAGAGGAAACAUUUCGAGCGUAAAAAUAAUAUUGAUAAUGUGGAGCAUAAUGUGUCGAAUCCAGUCGAUCAACCGCACACUAAUAAAGAAAUCGUAGACAAAUGUUCUUUAUCGCUUGGUGCUGCUGUACCAGAAAUUAACAAUCGCAACAUUAAGAAGCAUGAGUCAAUUGACAAGCCAAUAAAUAUCGUACCCAAGUUGAGAGGUAAAAAAUCAAAUGGCAAACGAGAUGAAGAAGCUGAAGAAGCGCCCGCUCAGCCCAGCACCGCCGAAGUCCCAAUAAAAGAACCUGACAAUGAAAAACCGACGUUGAAAACACCUAUGGAAGUUGUGGAGACAACCGAAAACGAAAAGGAAAAGGAAAAACGGCUUGUUGAGCCUGCACCGCAGCUGCCGAAGGAAAGGGAGAUCAGUGUUGCCACUGAUCAUUGCACUGAGCAAGUCCUCGAUGCCGUUGCCAAGAAGACAAAGAAAGCACUGUUUUCGGACACAACUUCAUUUGAAGCUAAAAACAGCGAGACUAAAAUCGCGGAAUGUAAAAUUGAGCCAAAGCCGGUUGAAAAUACUUUGAAUAAUGCUGAAUCAACAUGUCAAGUUAAGGAAAUUUGUGAAAUACAAAAAGAACCUAUUUUACCGGCUCCUUCUACGGUUGAAUUGAAUAUUAAAGAAAAAGUCAUUAGCACCGACUCAUCAACCACUACUGAAAAGAUUGAUACGGUUGCAGUGCCAAUCGUUGAGAAAACUGAAACUAAAGUACUUAAUUUGAAUUGUGAAAGCCUGAAUAAGGGCAAUGAGCCUAUAAAGGAGAUCUCCGAUGAUCAGAACUUGAAACCUUGUGUAUCAACAACGCCAGCUGUGGCUGUUGAACAACCAGCGCCAGCCGCGGUGCCGCCACCAUCAUCAACUGUCGUUGAUUCUACCAAAAUCCUUGAAGAGUGCGCCAAGGAAACCAAAGUUGUUGAUAAACCUGAAACUAAGAAAACGAUUACGCCGGAGAAAGUAGAGCCUAAAAAACCGGAUGUGCCCCAGGUAAAAGUUCCUUGUAGUUUGCAGCAAGAACAACAAUCAUAUUAUACUGAAAUGCAAAGCAAAGCAAACACAACAAACGAAACGAAGAACAUGCUAGCAAAAACUGAGGCAUCAAUAAUGCACGAAACAGAAGUGAAACAGAAAAUGCAUAAGAAGCCCAAUUUGGAAGUUCCCUCAAUUCCAAAGGCCGAAAAUGUGAACACUUUAUGCAAGAAACCGGAUGCAAUUCAUGCAAAUAAAAUCAAUGUAAUUGCCGAGAAGGAGCCACAAAAGCCACCACACUUACUUCAAGUACAAGUUAAGGAAGAAGAUAAAUCCAAUGUGCGUCCUCCGCCGUCCACUUCAUUGCCCAUACGGGAUAAGAUUCAAUUAAAGAAUAACGAUCAUGCUCAGUUGCAGAACUCGCUAACUUCUCAAUUCCCGAUUAAUCAAAUGCCCAACUAUCAUCAUACUUCGCAAUAUUGGCAGUGGGACUAUUACAGCUAUAAUCUCUGCAACCUGGAUCCAGCAGCACAAAAGGGUCAAAAGCAAUUUCACAAGGACCUCGCAACAACCAUGGCCUAUACGCAUAAUUUCACCCAAAAUCUGUAUCAAUCGGCAAUGCAUGCUCAUCACCAGAUGCAUCAUCCGAAAGAUAAGCAAAAGGUGGAUCGCAAGAAUAGCGGUAAGAAGGAUGAUCUGUCCAAGCCCGUAUCCAAUAUUAGCGCUGUCAACACUGCAAGAGAUGGCGAUGGAAAUACGCUCAACUGCAAUGAUUAUAAUGUCAAUAAUCAGUCGAAUAUGUUUGAUCAGAAGUGCGGCAAUCAGCAGAAGCAGUUCAAAAUCACCGAUCAUGCACAACAAAUCAAGUCGAUUGGUAAUCCCCAGAACUCAGUGCCCAGGCACACAAAUUCUAACCAGGCGGAGUCAUCAAAUUUAUUACCAACUUCAAUGAGUCGCGAGGCUCAAGCAGCGCCUCAAAAACCAAAAUCGGAGCACAAUGUUAACAACAUACCAUUGGUGCCAUCCCACCCAUCAAGAGAGGAAAAAAUUAAGGUAUCGCAACCGAUAUUACAAUCGGCUCCACACUCUAAUUUGCAAGUCGCUGGACAACCUGAUGUUAAUACCAAUAAUAUGGCUUACAAUAAUUCGGAGGCAGCCUCAAAUGCACCAAUCCAGCAGCAAUAUGAUUGUGGUAUUAAUGUGCAAAUCAAUCUGGAUUCACCCUCUAACAUUGGAGGUCCCAUUAAUCAUGGACCGGAAAAUCCCAAUGGACAUAUGCAAAGACAGUUUUCAGACUGUUCCAUGCAAAAUCAAUCGGCAACGACGCCCAUGCACAUGUCCAUACAAAAUUCGCACAUGCAACAGCAAAACAAUAUAAAUAUGAAUUUGAAUUCUGAAAGUUCGCCCAAUUUAAAUAUAAUCGGCAACGCACAACAGCACCAGCAUCAAAACAGAAAGCUAACCGUACAGCCGGAUAUUGUGGCGAGUUCACCGACAGCAGCGCAUCGAGCACCGACACCCAAGCAAAUUCGCAAUGCAAGCUCUUCGAAUAAUGCUCAGCAGCGAGACGCUAAAGUGCCAGCAGCAGCAACAAGCACUCAAAAUACUCACCACCAGCAUCCGCAGAGCUCUGUUUCGAAUAUUUCCAAGGGGCAACAGGAUGGAAUUGGCGGAGGCUUACAGUUUACACAGCUCGGCGGUCAGCAUGGUCAUCAGCAGAAUAUGCAAACAUUGGACUACAUACCGAUACCGCAAAUUUCACAAAAUUUCUCCACGAAUCCAUCGAAUUAUGACAUCGUUGGUAUGCCGGCCGUCAUUCAACGGGGCAUGUCUCUAAAUAGUUCCGUUCAUUCCCUACCCAACUCGCACCAGCGCAUUGAGCAGCCAGCCUCCGCGUGUGCUGUAAAUAAUUUUUACUUGCAAAAUAACAUGCCAUCAAAUGAAAUAGUGUCGAACGCACCACGAAUACCGGUCUCCACCACAUUGGGGCCACCAUCUUCCGCCGCUAACAAUGAUCAGUCUAUAUCAUCGAACAGUGGUGGCAGUACACCAUCUCUCGCUGGCAAUUUAUGUAGUCUAUCCAAACUACAGCAGUUAACUAAUUGCCUGGAAACUCAACCAUGCAAUACAUCGCCAGGAGCUCAAUCGAAUUUAACACCGUCGCCACAUCAUCCGAUUCCACCCAACUCAAUGACACCGCCACCACACUUAUUAAUGCAAAACCGGAAUAUUUCCACGCCGCCGAAUAUGUUGCAGACGCAAGUGACGCCACUACAAUAUCAUAAAUAUUACACCAGCAACAUGAAUAUUCCUCCAAUUUCAUCCACCCAAAAUACAAAUCGGAAUACUCGGAACACACCAUCAGCACCCAUUCAGCAUGCCUCAUCGGCAAUCAGCAGCAGCUCAAAUAAUCGCACAGCCAAUGUGCACAUCAGUCCCAAUCUGAUGUCACAUUAUGGAGCUAUUAACAGCUAUCGAAUGUCGCCGCAGCAAAGUCCUCCGGCAUCUGCAUAUAGUUCCGGUGGUGAAUAUCCCAACUCGCAAAUUCCAAUGCAAAUGGGUGUUAUGAACAUGCAGUCACAAUAUCAAGAUGCAUGCGUCCUGCAAAGGGCUGCGCAACCGAAUUCAAUGUAUCAAACGUAUUCAGCAUACUUGCCGCUGAACGGCUCAAUACGCAGAUAAUAAAUAUAUCUACAUCUUACACUAGUUACACGUUACUCUAUAAAGUAUGAAUUGCUUGUACUACUUGUCUUGUAAAUGUAUCAUAAAUUUUGUGUAUUUAAAAAUAAAUAUGAAAACAACAAUG
Molecule: messenger RNA, 7260 nt
Organism: Drosophila grimshawi
Lineage: Eukaryota; Metazoa; Arthropoda; Insecta; Diptera; Drosophilidae
Gene: enok
Product: histone acetyltransferase KAT6A
Exons: 7
Coding region: 39-7136 (2365 amino acids)
Biological process (GO): regulation of DNA-templated transcription; nucleosome assembly
Cellular component (GO): MOZ/MORF histone acetyltransferase complex; nucleosome
Molecular function (GO): DNA binding; histone acetyltransferase activity
Source: RefSeq, a predicted model, not a curated record